AUGGCACGAGUUUUUCUAACCGGAGCUUCAGGCUACAUCGGUGGUGACGUUCUCCACGCUCUCAAAUUAGCCUUUCCCCAGUUCGAGUACACUGCCCUGCUACGAGACUCUGCGAAGGCCGGUCAAGUUACGAAGGCAUAUCCGGAUGUCCGUGUGGUGCACGGAGAUCUGGAUGCAACAUCAUUGAUUGAGGAAGAAGCCCGGCGUGCAGACAUUGUAAUUUAUGCUGCAAACAACAAACAUGUGAAGAGCGUGGAGGCUAUUUCCCGCGGACUGAGCGCGCCCGGUAGAAAUAAGAAUGGGGUUUGGCUGCAGGUUUCCGGAGCAGCACUUUUGUCUAUCGCCGACAUCGAGAAGAAAACCUUCGGGGAGUACUCGGACAAGGUUUACAGUGAUCUUGACGGUAUCGAGGAGCUCCGCGCGCACAUCCGACGUUAUUCCGGCACUCGUAUAGUCGACAAUUACCUUCUUAACCUGCCUGCAUCUCCCACAAAACCCAGAACUGCCUUGAUCUUCCCUCCUAUCAUCUAUGGCCGCGGCAGAGGACCAGUGAACCAGCGGAGUAUCCAGAUCCCAGAACUUGCAAGGGUCUCCAUGCAACGUGGCGCCGGAUUUCAAGUUGAAAAGGGAGAGAGCAUCUGGAGCAGUGUUCAAAUUGCCGAUCUCAGCAAUAUCUUUGUCAAGCUUGUUGAGCAAGCGCUGCAGGGCGACAACGAUGCUCUUUGGAACGAGAACGGCCUGUAUUUCCCUGGAACAGGAGCACUGCCAUGGAAAGCGAUCUCUGAGCAUGUGACUCAAGAGUUGCAUCGACUUGGCCUCGUGGAUUCCACUUCGGUUAAUGCGAUCAGUCACGAAGAAGCAGACACUCUUAUGCCUGCCGGUAGUAUCUUCUGGGGGACAAAUGCCGGACAGUUGUCUCAGCGUGCUCCGAGCCUUUUAGGAUGGACUCCCAAGGAAAAGAGCCUGGAGGAGGAGAUUCCUGAUACUGUUCUGCUCGAGGCUAAGAGACUUGGAUUGAAGUAA
Aspergillus melleus is the source of this 1023-nucleotide messenger RNA. RefSeq lists its product as uncharacterized. The transcript has 5 exons. Lineage: Eukaryota; Fungi; Ascomycota; Eurotiomycetes; Eurotiales; Aspergillaceae. The record is from RefSeq and is a predicted model, not a curated record. The coding region runs from base 1 to 1023 and encodes 340 amino acids.